AUGUGGAGAUGUGCAGCUGAUUGGCUCUCUGCAACCGGCUGGCGGUUUGCGACGACAGCUGCUCAUGGUGCCGCUCGCCAGCAGCAACACCACGUUGGGCCUCAAAAAAAGCUCGGCCUGAAGGACGUGCAACACAUCGUCGCCAUAACCUCUGCCAAGGGCGGUGUGGGAAAGUCAACAACCGCAGUCAACGUGGCUGUCGCCAUGGCCACCCGUCUGGGCCUGCGUGUGGGGCUGCUGGACGCCGACAUCCACGGGCCCUCCAUUCCCACCCUCAUGAACCUGAAGGGAAAGCCCGCGCUGGACAAGGCAGGUUCCCAGGCCCUGAUGCUGCCCAAGGAGAACUACCGAGUCAAAACGAUGUCCUUUGGGUUCUUUUUGGAGGGUGACGAGCCGGUUGUUUGGCGGGGCCCGAUGGUUAACAACGCUUUCGACAAGAUGUUGUUUGGCACUGCGUGGGGUCCACUGGACGUCCUGGUGGUGGACAUGCCGCCAGGUACCGGUGACGCCCAGAUCAACCUGGGCCAGCGAAUUCCCAUGUCAGGUGCGGCUCUGGUGUCCACACCCCAAGACGUGGCGCUGGUGGAUGUGCGCAGGGGUGCACAGAUGUUCCUGAAGCUGCGUGUUCCGUUGUUGGGCAUGAUUGAGAACAUGAGCCACCACACGUGUUCCAAGUGCGGCCACGUGGAGCGCAUCUUUGGAGCCGGGGGAGUGGAGCGAGCUGCACGGGACUAUGGAGUGGAGGUGCUGGGGCAGGUCCCCCUCCACGUGGAGAUUCAAACCAAAUCAGAUGCGGGUACCCCAGUGGUGGCGAGUGACCCACGGGGCGAUCUGGCGUCGUCGUACAUACACAUUGCGGAGCGGCUGCACGCGGGCCUGCAGCAGCUGGCAGCGAGGCAACCCGGGUCGCCCAAGAUCACUGUGGAGCCCUAG
This is a messenger RNA of Volvox carteri f. nagariensis, 933 nucleotides long. RefSeq lists its product as uncharacterized. Gene Ontology annotation, cellular component: mitochondrion. Gene Ontology annotation, biological process: iron-sulfur cluster assembly; mitochondrial respiratory chain complex I assembly. The record is from RefSeq and is a predicted model, not a curated record. Gene Ontology annotation, molecular function: 4 iron, 4 sulfur cluster binding; ATP-dependent FeS chaperone activity; ATP binding. Lineage: Eukaryota; Viridiplantae; Chlorophyta; Chlorophyceae; Chlamydomonadales; Volvocaceae. The transcript has 7 exons. The coding region runs from base 1 to 933 and encodes 310 amino acids.